GAAAAGAGUAUUCGUUGGAUUAAAAUGUCAUUUUUGUGGGACCCUACUAAAUUAGGGAAGUGGAUAAAAUUGGAUAUUGUUGACCAUUUCAAUUCUUGAUUUUCCGCAUUUCAGGCUCUUACAGAACAAAAAGAUUGAAUUUUUCUCAUGUGAUUAUUAACAAGAAAAGGGAGAAGAAGGAAAAAUGGAGCUAAGAAGUGUAUUGUUGCCUCAGUUCAAGAUUCAACAACCUCAAUUCACUUUGGUAUUUUCUAAACAAGGGAAAUAUGAACCCCUUGUUGUUGUCGACAUUUUUAGCAGGGAGGCUUUUCCCGUUUCAUAUGAUAGAUGGAAAAAUAUUGAAGUACAUUGCAAUAAUGACCAAAGUAUCAGGCACUCGCCCCUAUCAAAGCAGGACAAUGCAAAGUUACCUGAGCUAGCUUUUAACCGGCUUCAGCAAACUGAUGAUGGGUAUUCUGGAUUGCAAAGGCGAAACUUUGGUCGUUUCAUUGCUCGUGAGGCUGUGCUGGAUGAAGAAUAUUGGACAGCAGCCUGGCUCCGAGCAGAAGCUCAUUGGGAAUCUGUCUCCUAUAUGAGGCACGUUGAUGCAUAUAAAAGAAAGUAUGCCGAACAGGAGUUUUAUGCUUUAAAGAGAAGAUGUUCUGGUCAGGAUGGAAAUUGCUUGAAGUGCUUUUGUUUUGUUGCGGUCAAAAAGGAAGAGAAGAAUGUUAGAAGAACAGUACUUAACAGUGUAGUGGGAACGUUGGACCUGUCCAUCCGGAAAUUUGUACAAAGGGAGAGAUAUCCAGGGGAAAUCAAAAGGUUAUCAGUUGUCUUGGCACAUCAAGAACCCUUUGAUUCACAUAAAUAUGCAUACAUUGCAAAUGUUAGUGUUGCAAAGUUUGCUCGACGUCAGGGUAUUGCUUCAAAUAUAAUACAUUUGGCUGCUGAUAUGGCCGCAUUAGAAGGUUUCAAGCAACUAUUUGUUCAUGUAAAUGCAGAUAACAUACCUGGCCAGGAAUUAUACAAAAAAACCGGCUUUAAGAUCGUGGAAGCCGACUCAUCGUCUCUAUCGAAAGAACAGAGGAUACUGAUGUCCUUGGAUUUAUAAUUUCCCUUAGCCACUUCACUUCCAGAUUAAAGAGGAUGUGUUAGUUUGUACAUUUACAUGGUUUGAAGCCAAUACCUUGUUGGUUGAUGUAUAUAUUAUUGGGUAGACAGACAACUAGUUAGUUACAGAGAGUAUAAUAUUGGAUACACGUUUAUUUGAGUAUCCUAUACGAGCAUAUCCGGUUACAUAUUUAGUGUAUUUUGGAGAAUUCAGACUAUAUACAUGAGACAUUUUGACAUGAA
Molecule: messenger RNA, 1332 nt
Organism: Solanum pennellii
Lineage: Eukaryota; Viridiplantae; Streptophyta; Magnoliopsida; Solanales; Solanaceae
Exons: 9
Coding region: 185-1090 (301 amino acids)
Molecular function (GO): acyltransferase activity, transferring groups other than amino-acyl groups
Source: RefSeq, a predicted model, not a curated record